AUGUCGUCCGGGCCGCGGCGCGACGACGCGGGGGCCGGGGGCGCGCGGCGGCCGCGGGAGCCGCCCGAGCAGGAGCUGCUGCGGCGCCGGGAGCAGAAGCGGCGGCGGCACGACGCGCAGCAGCUGCAGCAGCUCAAGCACCUGGAGUCCUUUUACGAAAAACCUCCUCCUGGGCUUAUCAAGGAAGAUGAGACUAAGCCAGAAGACUGUAUACCAGAUGUACCAGGCAAUGAGCAUGCCAGGGAGUUUCUGGCUCAUGCACCAACCAAAGGGCUCUGGAUGCCACUGGGCAAAGAAGUCAAAGUUAUGCAGUGUUGGCGUUGUAAACGGUACGGUCACCGAACGGGCGAUAAAGAAUGCCCUUUCUUUAUCAAAGGCAACCAAAAGUUAGAACAGUUCAGAGUAGCACAUGAAGAUCCCAUGUAUGACAUCAUUCGAGAGAAUAAACGACAUGAAAAGGAUGUGAGGAUACAACAGUUGAAACAGUUACUGGAGGAUUCUACCUCAGAUGAAGAUGAGAGCAGCUCCAGUUCCUCAGAAUGUAAAGAGAAACACAAGAAAAAGAAGAAGAAAGAAAAGCAUAAGAAAAGGAAGAAAGAAAAGAAAAAGAAGAAAAAACGAAAGCAUAAGUCUUCCAAGUCAAAUGAGAGCUCAGACUCAGAUGAAUAAGAGAGACAGACACUGAGAGGAGACUAUUUGGGGUCAGCAUGUGAAUUCUCACCUUCCAGUAAAGAUGUGACCCACCAGAGAGAGUCGUGUCUCCCAGGUGCUAGCUCUGGACAGCUGCCUUUUUCAGUAUCAUCCUCCCUGAUGCUCACUGGGCUUUCGGAUUCCUUUUGGAAACCAUGCAAAGGUGAGGAGGGCAGAUUUCACAGUUGGCGGGCCCUCACCUUUGCACUCACAGCUGCAGUUGCAGGACAUGACACAGGCUCAGGGUGCAACAAUAUAGUUUAUGAAGGAGUGAGAAAGAUAAAAUGGGAGAAAAGAAAUAGGCAGAGCCAGAGACAGUAGCAAUGGUCAGGUGAUGGUCUGAAGCAGAGAUAAGGCUUGAAGGUCUCUGUGAAGAGCCUUCCAUAGGUGGAGCCACAGUAGCAGCAGUAAUCGGAAGGCUGAGCUGGGCAGCACUGGAUGAUAGACUGGAAAUCGCUAGAGGCAAUAGCACCAGGAGGCAGUGCUGGACAUGUCAAUGGCAAGGACCAGUGUUGCAGCUCUUAGAGAUGACUGGACACAAGCCAACAUCAGGCACAGGCCAACAAUGUCAUUCAGCCGAUGAUAUUGGAGGCAGGGUCAGAGAUGAAGUCUGCAAAGUUCUUUCCAGGAGAGAUUCCAGAUCAGUCUUUUGCAGCUCUCUGAAGCCCAGCUUACAUCCCCUUCAGAGUAUCCACCUUUCAAACCUGAUUGGUCAGUCUUUCUUGAUUGGUGCAAGCUCAAAAAUGAUUGGUUCCCUUGGGAGCUCCAGUCAUAUUGGUCCAUUUAUAAUCCCAGCUAUUGAUUGUGCCAGUUGAGCUCCACUCAGAUUGGUCCAUUUUCAGUACCAUGUCAGUUUCAAACAGACUGCAUCAGUGCAUCCAACCUGACCUAUACUGACCAAACAACUUUGAAUGGCCUCUGCCGUGUGCCUGGACUAAGGGCAUCUCUGAAGAAGUUCCUCCAGGUGCUGCCACAGCUUCAUAGUGGGGCUACUUAAUUAAGACUUCAGGUUGUCUUUUCUGUAUUGUGAGGAUAAUAAAAGCUUAUUAUUUAUUUUUUAAAUG
Talpa occidentalis (Iberian mole) is the source of this 1754-nucleotide messenger RNA. RefSeq names its product RP9 pre-mRNA splicing factor (gene RP9). The record is from RefSeq and is a predicted model, not a curated record. Lineage: Eukaryota; Metazoa; Chordata; Mammalia; Eulipotyphla; Talpidae. Bases 1 to 669 code for a protein of 222 amino acids. The transcript has 6 exons. Gene Ontology annotation, biological process: RNA splicing.